This is a messenger RNA of Halichondria panicea, 2085 nucleotides long. RefSeq lists its product as uncharacterized. Bases 87 to 1979 code for a protein of 630 amino acids. The record is from RefSeq and is a predicted model, not a curated record. NCBI's taxonomy places the organism in Eukaryota, Metazoa, Porifera, Demospongiae, Suberitida, Halichondriidae. Gene Ontology annotation, cellular component: membrane. The transcript has 11 exons.
AUGAAUAUCUUUACAUACUAGUCCUGUUUACAAAACUCUGCUUGCAGAUUGUGUAGCUAGCUAUUGCUGUAUCUCUCUAGGUCGUCAUGUCUGAAAAGUCUGCGCUGAUGGGCACGGGCGGCUCUGGUAAGGUGGUGUCAGUGGAGGGCUCGGCUGCAGAGUAUCAAGUGUGCUGUUUCAAGGCUCCCUGUCUGAGCAAGGUCCCAGUGAUUAGGAGUGCCUUCAGAGUCAAGACAGAGGAGGAGAAGGGGACAUUCUCCUCAUCCAUUGCAGUGCUACUGUCCAUGUUGGGCUCUGUAGUGGGGACAGGUAACAUCUGGAGGUUCCCUAGAAUUGUCGCCAAUCACUCCAGUGGAGGAGGUGCUCUGGUGUUUCUGAUUGUGUGGUUUUGUUUCCUGUGGCUCUGGUCCAUGCCUAUCAUUCUCAUAGAGUAUGGCAUUGGAAGGUUCACUAAGAAGUCUACAGUGGAGUCGUUCAACAAGUUACUGGGACCCUCCUAUCGAUUUCUGGGAGCAUUUCAAGGCUUUGUGGGCUUCUGUUUGGGGAGCUACUAUUCUGUCCUGGUCGGCUGGUGCGCCUACUAUCUCCUCAUGUCCGUCAUUCAAGAGCUCCCUGAAACAAAGGCAGACUCUGACAUCGUGUGGAACUACAUGCAGGACUCCAGUUGGCCAAUUCUCUGCCAUUUCUUGGCCAUCUUUGCGUCUGCUUUGUCAGUGUCUCGUGGAGUGUCCACCAUAGAGCCAGUCAACAAGGUCAUCGUGCCUGUCCUCUUACUCAUUGUGGUCAUCUGCUUCUAUUGGGCCAUCUUCCUGGACCAUGCAGACAAGGGAAUUGUUCACAUGUUCUCUCCAGAGUGGAAUAGCAUCAGUGAUCCUCAACUAUGGCUGGAUGCCAUCUCACAAAAUGCCUGGGACACAGGCGCUGGAUUGGGCACCUUCCUGACGUAUGCUACGUUCAUGCGGCGUGAGCAGGGGGCGGUCAAGCUGGGCAGUAUGACUCCGUUCCUCAACAAUAUUGUUAGCCUCAUGUGUGGUAUUCUUAUCUUCUCCACCGUGUUUGCUGUCCAGACGGCCGAGGGAUUUAGCAAGGAUGCGAUUGUGGACACUCUGCGCUUUACCGGAGGAGAGGGAAACACUGGUCUCACGUUUAUAUGGAUGCCAUUGUUGUUCAACAAGUUUGAUGGAGCUGGUCGCUUCAUGGCCAUCAUGUUCUUCCUCUGCCUCACAUUUGCCGGCCUCAGCUCCCUCAUAUCCCUCAUGGAGAUGCCCAUACACAUACUCACUGACUUUGGAAUUCGGCGUAUCCCUGCGACAGUGCUUGUGGGUGUGGCCAUGUUCUCACUGGGCGUGGUCUCAGCAGUGGACACUAAGGUCCUAGUGAACCAGGACAGUGUGUGGGCGUAUGCUAUGAUCCUCUCUGGAGUGUUCCUACUCUUCCUUGUCAUGCGCUACGGACCACUCAAGUUCAGGAGAAACUUGUACAACAAUUACGGCAUCGGAGACUGGCCAUUGCCCAUCAUAUGGGUCAUUAUUGUCGUGCUGAUAGCACCUAUUGAGGGGGUGGGGCUCAUCAUAUGGUGGAUUGUGGAGACCAUCGUCAAUAACCCAGGCGACUGGUGGCAAGUGACGGACACCUCUCUCCUCGUCACACUGGCAGAGUGGACCUUCCUACUACUGGUGGCUAUAGGCCUCAACUGGUGGAUCAAGCCCCUCGUCAUUCACCCACCAGACAACCCCAUCACUCGCAAGAUCCUCGGCUUCUUCUUUAAACUAACUUCAAUGCCCAAACUGGAUUUUGAUGACAGCUCAGUACCCACAGACUAUACACCUCCAGCCUCGCCCCCAGUGGUGUACGGAACCCUAGCAAAAAAUUCGAAGCCAGUCAAACAUGAUGCUGGAUCAUUCCAACUGCACGGAGAGGAUAACGAGAAAGACAGACUUGUGAAGGACUCUUUUGUCAUCAGCGAUGUGGAACUGUAGUACAUGCAUAUCAUUUUCUUAAAGUGAUAAUUAUUGUCUUUUUAGCACUUUUUAUAUUCGUUGUGUGUUUGAAGUUAUGUAACAAGAGUCAUUAUGUACAUUUGAA